Messenger RNA from Mizuhopecten yessoensis (Yesso scallop), 1662 nucleotides. RefSeq lists its product as uncharacterized. The transcript is spliced from 2 exons. Gene Ontology annotation, molecular function: DNA binding. NCBI's taxonomy places the organism in Eukaryota, Metazoa, Mollusca, Bivalvia, Pectinida, Pectinidae. Gene Ontology annotation, biological process: DNA integration; DNA recombination. The record is from RefSeq and is a predicted model, not a curated record. Bases 1 to 1662 code for a protein of 553 amino acids.
AUGGGGCCAAAACGCAGGAGUACGAGGCCUGUACCGUACGACCCUGAACUACUAGAGAAUUGGACAAUUGCUAGGCUCCAAGAAGAAUUACGUUCUCUCAACGUUCCUUUUAGGCCUGGAUCGAAGCGUAUGGGUUUGGUAAAGAAGUUACGGGAAGCGAGAACUUCUACCCCCGUCGGACUACACAGGAGCGCGAGACGUGCGGUAUACCACAAUGCAUCGCGGCAAGAUGGAGGACCGGAUGCUUCACGUGAGUCCGUAAACACAGCAUCUCAACAUGAAACCGGGUUGUCAAGUAGUAAUAACCAUUUGGUGAACUUGGUUACGAGCUUGUCAGAAAGUGUAGCUACAUUACAGGAGUGCUACCAGCGCCUGGAAAAUAAAAUAGACUCCCAAUCCAGGCUUCAAGUGGCAGCUGCCGCCGGUAGCGAGAGACAGAUAGCCACAUCAGUGACGGUGACACAGGUGCCCCCAAUUUCGUCUCCACCGCAACAGAUAGCCACAUCAAUGACACAGGUGCCCAUAACUUCGUCUCAACCACAACAGGAAUACACCUUGGACACGGCUUACAGGCGUUUCGAGGACGAAUCCACGCAACAACAAGAUGGAACGGUUCCGGAGACUGGCUCCUCUAGCAGACAUUUAUCCUGUUCCGUGUCUACCCAUGGCAUCCCUCAUGAUGAGCUAAGCGAGGAAGUCAACUUAUUGUGGGACUCUGCAUUAAGUAAGAGAACUCAAGCUACUUACCAGUCAGGAUUGAACUGUUUUCUGACCUUUGUGCUUAUGCAGGGACUCGGUUUUCCAGUGAACUGUUUGCCUCCAAUCAAUGAAGACGUGCUUAUUAACUUUGUUACACACUGUCAGAAGGCUUUGCAUCUCAAAUUCGACACCAUUAAAUUGUACCUGGCUGGUAUCAGGUUUCAUUACAUUAAAAGGAAAUUGGGUGACCCUACUGCCAACACCCUUAGACUGUCGUACAUUUUGCGUGCUAUUAAGAAGACGCAGGUGAAUACCUCUUUCAAACGUCUUCCUAUAACAUGUACAUUAUUAACUAAAAUGUGCGCUGCUAUUACACAGCAUGGUAUGUUUAACCCUUUCUUAGAUCUCAUGUUAUCAUGUAUUUUCAAAACUGCUUUCUAUGGUUUUUUAAGAUGUGGUGAGUUUACAUGCAAAUCAAUAUGUGAUACUAAUUUCAUUCGUAUUUGUGAUAUUUGCGUGUUACCAGAUCUGUCCUGCUAUACUCUCACCUUGAGGUCGUCUAAGACGGACCCAUUCGGCAGAGGAGUGGAUAUUAAUAUUUAUGAAAAUAGUGUCUUAAAACCCGUGUCUACUAUGAGUACAUACUUAAAUCUUAGGGUAUCGUCAGGUGCUAUUCCUACAUCUCCUCUGUUUGUAGAACAGGUUCACCUUGCUAAACCUCUUAUGCGUCAUACGUUUAUAGCUUAUCUUAAGGAGACAUUGUCUCGGAUUGGCAUUGAUAAUCAGCCUUUUAAUGGUCACUCUUUUCGUAUCGGAGCCAGUACCUCAGCCGCUGCAGCGGGGGUAGAAGAUCACGUUAUACAGACCCUUGGUAGGUGGUCAUCUGAUUGUUUCAUACGUUACAUUCGUAUAGAUCCUGCUACUAUCCGUCGAGCGCAGCAGAAGAUGUCCUCUCGAUCUUAG